CAGUCGCCUCUACGCCCCCCUGCGGCUGCCGCAUCGCCGCCUCCAUCCCCAAGCAAUUCGCCGCCGCCAAACCCUCCGGACAGCUCAACCACACCACCAGUAGCUCAGGCACCUCCCCCGCGCAAUAGGAGGCCGCCGAGGGCACCUACAACUGAUCCACAGGCGCCGCCGCCUUCUGUGAAUCCCAUCAAACCUCCCACCAGCCCCUCCCCAGUCUCUGCAGAUCCUACCAUCCCUACUCCCACUAGCUCCUCGCCUCCGGUCACAACACCAUCUGCACCGGGCUUUGGCCCUCCAUCUACAGCAAAUGAUCCAGUAACCCCACCAACAAUUGGAAUUGAGACCCCGGUUUCAAACAGGCCAUCGAGCUCCUCGGUGCAAGACAACAGCCCCUCGCCGAGCGGCGGUGGGAUGUCUGAUGGUGCAAAGGCGGGGAUUGGCGUAAUCGUGGCUAUUCUUGUGCUGAGUUGUGUAGGAGCUGCGUUUUGGUACAAGAAGAAACGGAGAAAAAUGACGGGUUACCAUGCCGGGUUUGUGAUGCCGUCGCCUUCGCCUUCCGCUUCUCCACAAGUCUUACUAGGACAUUCAGAGAAAACUAAAACUAACUACAGUGUUGGGAGUCAUGAUUUCAAAGAUACAAUGUCGGAGUACAGCAUGGGCAACUGUCGAUUCUUCACUUACGAGGAAAUGCACAACAUCACGAAUGGUUUCUCACCUCAAAACCUACUCGGGGAAGGUGGCUUUGGGUCUGUCUACAAGGGUUGCUUACCCGAAGGAAGAGAGGUUGCCAUUAAGAAAUUGAAAGAUGGUAGUGGGCAGGGGGAGCGCGAGUUCCAGGCUGAGGUUGAGAUCAUCAGUCGUGUCCAUCAUCGCCACCUAGUGUCUCUUGUAGGGUACUGCAUUUCGGGUGACCAGAGGUUACUUGUCUACGACUUUGUGCCCAAUGACACACUGCACUAUCAUCUCCAUGGACGAGGAGUACCGGUUUUGGAAUGGUCGGCUAGGGUUAAAAUUUCUGCUGGAUCAGCUAGAGGGAUAGCAUAUCUUCAUGAAGAUUGUCAUCCACGAAUUAUCCACCGAGAUAUAAAAUCCUCUAAUAUUUUGGUGGAUAAUAACUUUGAGGCACAGGUUGCUGAUUUUGGACUUGCAAGACUAGCCAUGGAUUUUGCCACGCAUGUAACUACACGGGUGAUGGGAACUUUUGGGUACAUGGCUCCAGAAUAUGCAUCGAGUGGCAAGUUGACUGAAAAAUCAGAUGUGUUUUCUUUUGGCGUUGUCCUCUUAGAGCUCAUUACUGGUAGAAAGCCUGUUGAUGCAUCAAAUCCAUUGGGCGAUGAGAGCCUUGUUGAGUGGGCUAGGCCAUUGCUCACACAAGCACUUGAGACUGGCAAUGUAGGGGGGCUAUUGGACCCCAGGCUGGAUACAAAUUUCAACGAAGCCGAAAUGUUCCGUAUGAUUGAAGCUGCAGCAGCUUGCAUUCGACAUUCCGCAUCCAGGAGGCCACGGAUGAGCCAGGUGGUGCGUGCUCUUGAUAGCCUAGCCGACAUCGACCUAAACAACGGUGUCCAGCCUGGCAAGAGCGAGAUGUUCAACGCGCCUAACACCGCCGAGAUCAGGCUAUUCCAGCGAAUGGCGUUUGGCAGCCAGGAUUACACGACAGAUUUCACCCAGUCUAGCAGCUGGAACAGCAGCCAUCAGGGUAGAGAUGCGGAUGCCUCUGGGCCGAGGCAGCCGCAGUCGUAGUGUAAUUAGCUAGGUUAUUGUUGCCACGUCGAGUUGGGUUCAUUCUAUGUUAUUCUUUUGAGUGGAUCAUUCGUUUUGAGUUCUCUUUUUGUCGUCUCUACUGACGAAAGUAUGUAUAUUGUGUGCUAAGACCAGGACUCUACGAAUGCGAUGAACUGAAAACUUACUAA
This is a messenger RNA of Lolium rigidum, 1913 nucleotides long. Its product is annotated as proline-rich receptor-like protein kinase PERK8. Lineage: Eukaryota; Viridiplantae; Streptophyta; Magnoliopsida; Poales; Poaceae. The coding region runs from base 412 to 1743 and encodes 443 amino acids. The record is from RefSeq and is a predicted model, not a curated record. Gene Ontology annotation, biological process: protein phosphorylation. The transcript is spliced from 8 exons. Gene Ontology annotation, molecular function: ATP binding; protein kinase activity.